AUUGUGGUUGUGAUGCUUCGGAGCGAUCUGUGUGUUGUGAUCGGUGCCUCUCUCUUUCGUGUUCUCCUUAUCGCGCGCUUCGUCUCGAUCUGCCUGGAAGCCAAUGCACCAAAGGGGCAAGUCCAUCAACCGACGCUCCCGGACUUUUUCUCGCACCCGCAUCGCCAUCGAAGGCCAUUGAUCCUGGCUCCGGGAGUGUUCGGAAAAUUCUGAUCUGCGGUGGUUGGGAGUUUGGGACGCUGGCUCUGGUUGCCUUGCCGUGACAAGGAGGCGCUCGCAAGAAGAAGAAGAAGAAGAAGAAGAAGUCUUGAGUUGCGCGCUUUUCGUGACUGUUCCACCACUGAGAUUGUUCUUGUCUCUGUCGCAAUCAUGGCGGUCAAUACCGAGCGUUCUCUUCAAUCAACUUACUGGAAGGAGCAUUCUGUGGAGCCUAGCGUUGAGGCAAUGAUGCUUGAUUCGCAGGCCUCCAAACUCGAUAAAGAAGAACGACCCGAGAUUUUGUCGCUGUUGCCGCCAUAUGAAAACAAGGAUGUCAUGGAGCUCGGAGCAGGCAUUGGUCGGUUUACUGGUGAGCUUGCAAAGCAUGCAGGUCAUGUGCUUGCCAUGGAUUUCAUGGAGAAUCUCAUCAAGAAGAACGAGGAUGUGAACGGUCACUACAACAACAUCGAUUUCAAAUGUGCGGAUGUGACCUCUCCAGACCUGAAUAUUGCAGCAGGUUCUGCGGAUCUCGUGUUUUCAAAUUGGCUUCUCAUGUACUUGUCUGACGAAGAGGUUAAAGGCUUAGCAUCACGCGUUAUGGAGUGGCUCAGGCCUGGAGGAUACAUUUUCUUCAGAGAAUCCUGCUUCCACCAGUCAGGAGAUCACAAGCGAAAGAACAAUCCUACUCACUACCGUCAACCCAACGAGUACACGAACAUCUUCCAGCAGGCCUACAUCGAAGAGGAUGGGUCCUAUUUCAGGUUUGAAAUGGUCGGAUGCAAAUGUGUCGGCACAUACGUGCGAAAUAAGAGAAAUCAAAACCAGGUGUGUUGGUUAUGGAGGAAAGUUCAGUCGGAUGGACCUGAGAGCGAGUGUUUCCAGAAGUUUUUGGACACCCAACAGUACACGUCAACUGGAAUCCUGCGUUACGAGCGUAUUUUUGGAGAAGGAUUUGUUAGCACGGGUGGAAUCGAAACCACGAAAGCUUUUGUAAGUAUGCUGGACUUGAAGCCAGGACAGCGUGUCCUUGACGUUGGAUGUGGGAUCGGAGGUGGUGAUUUCUACAUGGCCGAAGAAUAUGAUGCUGAAGUUGUUGGCAUCGACCUGUCCUUAAAUAUGAUUUCGUUUGCUCUUGAACGAUCGAUCGGCAGAAAAUGUGCAGUCGAGUUUGAAGUUGGGGAUUGCACCAAGAUUAAUUACCCUCACGCAUCUUUUGAUGUCAUCUACAGUCGUGAUACCAUUCUACACAUUCAAGAUAAACCUGCGCUUUUUCAACGGUUUUAUAAAUGGUUGAAGCCUGGAGGUCGGGUGCUUAUCAGUGACUACUGUAGAGCUCCACAAACUCCGUCGGCGGAGUUCGCUGCAUACAUUCAGCAGAGGGGUUAUGAUCUCCAUAGCGUUCAGAAGUACGGAGAGAUGCUGGAAGAUGCCGGUUUUGUGGAAGUGGUCGCAGAGGACCGCACGGAUCAGUUCAUUGAAGUGUUACAGAGGGAGCUAGCCACCACUGAAGCAGGUCGUGACCAGUUCAUCAACGAUUUCUCCGAGGAGGAUUAUAACUACAUUGUGAGCGGAUGGAAGAGUAAGCUGAAGCGCUGUUCGAAUGACGAACAGAAGUGGGGACUCUUCAUAGCCUACAAGGCAUUAUGAUCUUGAAAUUAUUUCGGAUAUAGAUAAAACAGCAUUGUUGGAAUAGUUCACACUUGAGAGUCUGUUUUGUCUUCUUAUAAAUAAACAUCGAUACUAUUCACCCACUUA
Molecule: messenger RNA, 1953 nt
Organism: Physcomitrium patens
Lineage: Eukaryota; Viridiplantae; Streptophyta; Bryopsida; Funariales; Funariaceae
Product: phosphoethanolamine N-methyltransferase
Biological process (GO): phosphatidylcholine biosynthetic process
Molecular function (GO): phosphoethanolamine N-methyltransferase activity
Source: RefSeq, a predicted model, not a curated record